This is a messenger RNA of Trametes versicolor FP-101664 SS1, 1606 nucleotides long. RefSeq names its product WSC-domain-containing protein. Bases 1 to 1392 code for a protein of 463 amino acids. The transcript is spliced from 7 exons. Lineage: Eukaryota; Fungi; Basidiomycota; Agaricomycetes; Polyporales; Polyporaceae. The record is from RefSeq and is a predicted model, not a curated record.
AUGUUCACUCGCCUCCUCGCCAUUGUCACCCUCGCGGCCGCGGCGAAUGCGUACUGGACCUUUGGGGGCACCGCGCUCAUCACUCAAACCCGUCUCGACUCCAUCGUCAACCCCGACACGAUCGGAACCCAUGUCCACGCCAUCGUAGGCGCAAGCGGCUUCAGCAACCAUUACGACCCCGACGAGCUCAUGAAGUCGAACUGCACGACGAUCCCAGUCCAGCCUGACCUGAGCAACUACUGGAGUCCGCAACUUUACCAUCGCGACAAAGACACCGGCGAGUUCAGCGCCAUGCCGACCGGUUUCAACAUCUACUACCUCCCCCGUCCGGGUCCUAAGAACGAGACGAUCAAGGCGUUCCCAAAGGGUUUGCGGAUGCUUGCUGGCGACACGACUAGGCGCACAUUCAACGCCUCCAGCCAUGCGGACCAAGCCAUAACCUAUGUUUGCCUUACGGACACGGACUCUCCGCAGACCAACUCCAUGCCCACACAGCAGUGUGUCGGAGGGUUGCGUGCGCAGGUGUUCUUCCCCUCGUGCUGGGACGGCGUCAACCUUGACUCGCCCGACCACAAAUCGCACAUGGCGUACCCCAUACAGAACUUCGACUCCGGCGAUUGCCCCGACACGCACCCGGUGCACCUUAUCUCUCUCUUCUACGAGAUGGGUGUCAACGUGGGCCAGUUUGACUUCCAUGGCGUCGGCACGUGGGUCCUCGCGAACGGCGACACGACCGGCUUCGGCCUGCAUGCGGACUUUCAGAAUGGGUGGGACAUCGACCUUCUUCAAGACGCCAUCGACCAAUGCUCGGGUGCCAGCGGGAAUGUGCACGACUGCGCGCCGCUCGAAGCCGUCUUCGACCAGGCCGCGGCCGACGCGUGUGUCUUCCAAGGCGACCUCGUGGCCGAGGACAUCGGGUUGACCUCGCCCAUCGCGGCGCUGCCGGGCUGCAACCCGGUCUUCGGGAGCGGCGACAGCACCUCCUCGUGCUCGGGCACGCCAAACCCGGGCCUCGUCCCCGCGCAGAACCCGCUUCCGGCUGGGUGGACGGAGGUGGGGUGCAUCGCGGAGGGCACGAACGGGCGCGCGCUCCCCGCGCUGACGAUGUCGUCGUCGAACCUAACCAGGUCGUCCUGUGCGUCGUUCUGCGCGAGCCAUGGGUUCUCGCUCGCAGGUGCGGAGUUCAGCGAUGAGUGCUACUGUGACAACGCUCUCAAGAACGGCGCGACGGGAGCCCUCCUGUCAUGGGAUGCGUGCGCGAACCGCUGCACCGGAAACAACAACGAGAUCUGCGGCGGCGGCUCGAAGCUGACGCUCAUGACGAACGCCGGCGCCGUGAGCGCGAGCAAGUCCUCACGCCGCGCUCUCCGCUUCGACCGCGAGGAGUCCUAAAUUUGGAUAAGUCGCUCGUCAUUCCGAAUACAGGGUACAACACAUUGGUUUCCAGGUCCAUUCCCUUUCCGCUAUCACGACUUGUCACGUUUCCCUCUCUCUCUGUUUCUUCUGGUUUUAUGCUUUGAUCCUCCAUCCUCUAGAUCGCAACCGGUAGUUCUCGACUUCGUGAUUGGGCGACUUGAGUGCACCCGGGUUUUGUCGUCGAUUUGUC